This is a messenger RNA of Ahaetulla prasina, 2428 nucleotides long. It is a transcript of the gene EIF4E, whose product is annotated as eukaryotic translation initiation factor 4E. Bases 23 to 685 code for a protein of 220 amino acids. The record is from RefSeq and is a predicted model, not a curated record. Gene Ontology annotation, biological process: translational initiation. Gene Ontology annotation, cellular component: cytoplasm; eukaryotic translation initiation factor 4F complex. The transcript has 7 exons. Gene Ontology annotation, molecular function: translation initiation factor activity; RNA 7-methylguanosine cap binding. NCBI's taxonomy places the organism in Eukaryota, Metazoa, Chordata, Lepidosauria, Squamata, Colubridae.
UGUGCGAUCAGAGCGAUCUAAGAUGGCGACGGUGGAACCGGAAACCAUUUCUAACCCUCAGACUUCAGAAGAAGAGAAAACUGAGAAAACUGAGACACCAGCAAGUCAGGAGAUUGUGAGUCCUGAAACAUACGUUAAGCAUCCAUUACAAAACAGGUGGGCACUCUGGUUCUUUAAAAAUGACAAAAGUAAAACUUGGCAAGCAAAUCUUCGUUUGAUCUCAAAGUUUGAUACUGUUGAAGAUUUUUGGGCGUUAUAUAACCAUAUUCAGCUCUCUAGUAAUUUAAUGCCUGGUUGUGAUUACUCACUUUUUAAGGAUGGUAUUGAACCCAUGUGGGAAGAUGAGAAGAAUAAACGGGGAGGGAGAUGGCUAAUUACACUAAACAAGCAGCAGAGACGAAGUGAUCUUGAUCGCUUCUGGCUAGAGACACUGCUGUGCCUUAUUGGAGAAUCCUUUGAUGACUACAGUGAUGAUGUAUGUGGAGCUGUUGUUAAUGUUAGAACCAAGGGGGAUAAAAUAGCAAUAUGGACUACUGAAUGUGAAAACAGAGAUGCUGUUACACAUAUAGGGAGAGUAUACAAGGAAAGGUUAGGACUUCCUCAAAAGAUAGUGAUUGGUUAUCAGUCCCAUGCUGACACAGCUACUAAAAGUGGUUCCACCACUAAAAAUAGGUUUGUUGUUUAAGAAGACACCUUCAGAGUAUUUCAUAGGAGACUGCGUCAAGCAAUCGAGAUUUGGGAGCUGAACCAAAGCCUCUAUAAAAGCAGAGUGGACUGCAUUUAAAUCUGAUUUCCAUCUAAAUGUUGCUAAAUUUGUGAAACUCUCAUUUGCUUUGUCUUGUACUUCUGUUUACUUCCUCACCCCCCACCCCACCCCAUUUUUUGGCUGAAGGUAACCUUUUCCAAUCAAAGAAUUUCAGUGCAACAUUUGUCCCUCAAAUCCAUAUAUGUCUCUCUAACCCGUUCUCUGAUGCUUCUUAAGAAAAUUAUUAUAUUAAAAAAUGUCCUGAAAACAGUGCCAUUUCUACAGGGGAAUAAACUACUACUUUUUCAUCUUUUCACUGUAUGCAAUAACAUGUUUUGCUGGUUUGAAAGAAAAGUAUGAUGCAUACAUUUUUCUAGCAAAUCUUUCUUUAUACAGCAUGAUCAUUGCUGUAAUUGAUGCUGAUGGCUGCUAGAUUUAAUUUAUUUGUUUCCCUUUUCUGAUAACAUUAGUGAUAUUCUGAUUUCAGUUCUUGCUCAUGUAACAUUGGUGAAGGAUCUGGGAAUAUGACAAAAGGUUUAAUAAACAUAAUUUUGUGCAUUCUAUGGUAAUUAUUUUGUAAUAUCAAAGCUUUGCUACAAAUUUCAUGCAUUUCAAGUCAAAUCAGUGAUAUGUUUGUGUGAUUUCCUGAACAUAAUUGUGGAUUUUAAAAAAUGUUAACACCAGAAUUACAUUCCUUACUAGAAAUAGUAUUCCUGUUUUUUGUAUCUUAUGCUGUAUUUUAACACUUUGUAUUCCUUAGGUUAAAUUUUGCUUUGGUUUAAGUACGGCUCAAAUAGAAAAGCAGUCCCAUUCAUAUUAAGACAGUGUACAAAACUGUAAAUAAAAUGUGUACAGUGAAUUGUCUUUUAGACAAGUAGAUUUGUCCUUUUAUUUCAUUAUACUGAAGUGCUUUGUACUACUUUUGACAAGAUAGUCUCUGUUGUGGCCUCUGUUGUAGUGUAUAUUCUAGAAAAGGAUAAGUCUUAAACUACAGUGAAUUCAAAACCUGGAUUUGAAUUACAUAGUAUUAUAUCCAUAUGCAAUUCUUUGCUGUGGUUAUAAUUAGUAUUAAUAUGCUCCAUGUAUUGUUUAACUGCCAGGCUAGCAUCUCUAGAAACCAAAUGGAUAUCUCAAAGUGCGCCUGGAGCAGCAAAUGAAUAACAGCAACAAAACCCUCUGGUUCUUGCUAAAUUUGUGGGGAGGGGUAUAAAUUAGUCUAUUACACAUUUAUUUUGAGAAAUGUAGCAAAAUGUUAUUCUGGCACUUAAUGCAGUUGUUGAGAAAGUGGCAGAUUAAAAUUUAUUUAAAGGAGAUAUUCCAAAAUUGUCAAUUUUAGUGUAAAAUGUAAUGGUCGGAUGAUAUCAUAUUUCCUACACUGAGAGUGAGAUAUGAGGAAGUCUCAAAGACUUUUAGCUGGCCUAUAGCUAAAUGUUUUUGCCUGAAUAUUACCCAUCAAGGCAGUUUUGCUGUCUCCCUGACUUUAGCUAUAUUACCUUGGAAUAUUUGCGUCCUUUGCUAUAAAUGUGUUAGAAAUUUUGCCUAGUUAUCCUGAUUUUUGCCUUUUGAUUCUUGCAGUUUAUCUAGCACUAACCCAAAUAGCAUUUUGUGUAAAAACUGAUGCUGUAUUCUUGCAGUUAAUACUUCCCCUUAUAAUAAACAAAACAGCUCUUGUAUUAAAGCAAA